GGAGGGGGAGAAAAGGAAAGUGCUUGGAAAACAGUGUUGUGUUUUCUUGCAGAGGAGGGACGUCACAGCCCGACCACAGACAGCAGAAGUACGAACAGGAUCAUACCAAGACGGAGAGAGAAGUUCAGUCGGACAAAUCAAAACAUACGACCUCCCUGCAGAAAAAAGCAAAGUUGGCUUCCUGAGGCGACUCAUUAGCGAGUGAUUAAAUAAUCAGAAUAUUAUGUAUGCAUCGUGACGAGUCGCUGCUGCCUGCCAUUAAGGGUCCGGGCUGAAAACAAGGGACUGUUUAUGGUUUUCCGUUCUUCCCCCUCUUUCUCUCCCAACAAAUCGGCGGAGGUUUUGCGCACAACCGGGAGGUGCCGCUGACUGUCGGCAGGAGGGAAUGAAAGUUUGCCAGGCGGGCGGAAUUUUAUUCGACGUAAACACUUCUUGUUUUUGACACCGGGGCCGUGUAUUUCAUUUAAAUACACGCUGUGAGACUUUUAAUAACUGUGGACAUUAACUCAGCCGACCGGGGACAUCGAAAUCCAGGCAGAAAUCCCGUUUAAGGCGUGUGCGUGGGUUGCGCCGUAACAUGACGGCUGUGGCAGAUUGACGAGGAUAUCGCCGCUGUUUAGGAUCGUGAAGUUUUGCCUGUGUAUUUACAUAUUUUCGCGAUUUCUUGCAUAUCUACCCCUCGUGUAUAGACUAAUCUUACUGUUUGACUGAGGUAGGGUCGGCUUAACUUACGCAGUGCUGCCAAAAUGAGUGUAGAGACGGAGCGCAGUGUGGCACAUCUGAUCCGAGCUCUUGUAAAUGUUGCCAUGCAAUCUUUAGGAUUAUAGGCUCAACAUCAGCCUUUAUCAUCGAUAACCGCAGAAUCUCGCCUGAAGAAUCGGAUCACUUUGGCCUUUAAAGAACCAUUUGUUCUCCGGUAAAGAAGAAACAAACAUUUUAUGGUCCGAAAUCCUGCAACUGUUGUCGGUUGAGCUGGUCGCGGCCAAAUGUUUCAGCGGGGACCUCGCAAGUUUUUCUGAACUGUCCCUUGAAAUAAACAUUGUGAUUAAAAAAAAAAUAAUAGCUGCAGUCUUCGAGGGCGUCUUUUUAAUAGUCUUCUGAAAUCGUUGUGAAAAUGUCAGAAAACGCACCUACGCGGAGUCUGGAUGACAUCGACCUGGCCACCCUGCGGGACCCAGCAGGGAUCUUCGAGUUGGUGGAGGUCGUGGGCAACGGCACCUAUGGACAAGUUUACAAGGGUCGUCAUGUUAAGACGGGUCAGCUGGCGGCCAUAAAAGUUAUGGAUGUGACUGAGGAAGAAGAGGAGGAGAUUAAAGCGGAGAUUAACAUGCUGAAGAAGUACAGUCACCAUAGAAAUAUCGCCACCUACUAUGGAGCCUUUGUGAAGAAGAGUCCACCUGGACACGAUGACCAGCUCUGGUUGGUGAUGGAGUUUUGUGGUGCCGGCUCAGUAACGGACUUAGUGAAGAACACAAAAGGCAACUCUCUAAAAGAAGACUGGAUCGCCUAUAUCUGCAGAGAGAUCCUUAGGGGUCUGUCUCACCUCCAUGCUCAUAAAGUCAUCCACAGAGACAUCAAGGGACAGAAUGUGCUGCUUACAGAGAAUGCAGAGGUUAAACUGGUGGAUUUUGGGGUGAGCGCACAGUUGGAUCGUACUGUCGGCAGAAGAAACACUUUCAUCGGCACUCCAUACUGGAUGGCCCCAGAAGUCAUUGCCUGUGAUGAAAAUCCCGACUCCACCUAUGAUUACAGGAGUGAUAUCUGGUCUCUGGGAAUCACAGCUAUAGAAAUGGCUGAAGGAGCACCUCCGUUGUGUGACAUGCAUCCCAUGCGAGCUUUGUUCCUUAUCCCACGGAACCCUCCUCCCAAACUGAAGUCCAAGAAAUGGUCCAAGAAGUUCAUUGACUUCAUCGAGGGCUGUCUGGUAAAGUCAUAUCCGAAUCGUCCAUCCACUGAGCAGCUCCUGAAACACUCAUUCAUCAGAGACCAGCCCACUGAAAGACAAGUCCGCAUCCAGCUCAAAGAUCACAUCGACAGAACACGCAAGAAACGUGGUGAAAAAGAGGAGACAGAGUAUGAAUACAGCGGCAGUGAUGAAGAGGACGAGAACAGAGGAGAUGAGAGAGAAUCCAGCUCUAUUUUGAAUGUUCCUGGUGAGUCGACGUUGAGGAGGGAUUUCCUGCGGCUGCAGCAAGAAAAUAAAGAGCGUUCAGAGGCCUUAAAGAGACAGCAGGCGCAGCUCGCCGCUCAGCGCAGAGACCCCGAGGAGCACAAACGCCAGCUGCUGCACGACCGGCAGAAACGCAUAGAGGAGCAGAAAGAGCAGAGGCGACGCUUAGAGGAGCAACAGAGGAAGGAGAGAGAGAUGGUGCGGCAGCAACAGGAUAAAGCUCCUCACCGGAGACUCGAUGACAUGAGACGAGAGGAGGACAGGAGGUUGGCAGAGAGAGAGCAGGAGUUUAUAAGACAUAAGUUGGAGGAAGAGCAGCGGCAGUUAGAGAUACUGCAGCAGCAAUUACUGCAGGAGCAGGCAUUGCUAAUGGAGUAUAAGCGUAAACAGCUGGAGGAGCAGAGACAGUCGGAGAGGCUUCAGAGGCAGUUACAGCAGGAACACGCCUAUCUGGUCUCUCUACAGCAACAGCAGCAGCAGCAAGACAAGAAACCGCAGAUGUAUCACUAUAGCAAGAACCUAGAGAACAACAAACCAGCCUGGGCUAGAGAGGUUGAGGAGCGCAGUAAGCUGAACAGACAGGGCUCUCCCAAAAUCUGCACCACGGUCUCUGACACUAAUAUUCAAUCCCGCUCCGAGUCAAUCAACCAAUCAGGAGCUGCACAGACGCCACCCAUGCAGAGACCUGUGGAGCCGCAGGGUGGACAGGGAAAGUUCCAGAUGGCCCAUCUAGUGCCGUUAAAACCAUACGCCGCUCCAGUCCCUCGCUCUCAGUCUCUUUGUGAUCAGCCCACUAAGACCAUGUCCGCCUUCCCCACCCAGGACCCCUCACCCACACCCACACCUCGUCCUCUACACUCCAGAGAACUAGUCCGUCAAAACUCGGACCCCACCUCGGAGACUCCUGCCCCUCAGUCCCGGCCAAUGAGAGACGACCGGGGACCCUGGAUCCGUCUUCCUGAGAUUGAACAACCUCCUAAAAUUCCUCAGAGAACAGCCUCUAUAGCCACUGCACUGAACACAAAUCUCUCCUCUGGUAUCAGACACCCAGUCCGAGCAAGUAAUCCAGAUCUGAGUCGCAAUGAGCGCUGGGAGAGAGGAGACAGCAUGAGCAUCAUGUCCAACCUGCCACAGACCGGCUCUCUGGAGAGACACCGCAUACUCAGCUCAUCUAAGAUGGAUUCCUCUCCAACUCUCUCUCAUGAUGGUCGACACAAACCAGGAGAAUCCCGAACCUCAUCCAGACCCAGCAGACCAGCGAGCUAUAAGAGAGCAAUAGGAGAGGAUCACGGUCUGUACUCUAAGGAGCGAGCAGAGGAGCAGCCACGGCCCCCGGUGAAGGCCAACGACUACUCCUCUUCCUCAGAGAGCAGUGAAAGCAGCGAGGAGAGCGAAAGUGGAGAAGGAGCAGAGGAAGAAAGCCCUACUGACCGCCCCCGUGAUGCAGAUUCUGACUCUGUGAACACUAUGGUUGUCCAUGAAGAGGAGGAAGGUGAAGGAGGAGAAGAAGAACGUGCUGGAGGAUAUGGAGACCAAACCAUGCUUGUGCAGAGGACUCCAGAGAAGCGCAGUCAUAAUGGAUACACCAACCUGCCUGAUGUGGUUCAGCCUUCUCACUCUCCCACAGACUCAGCCUCCCACUCCUCCCCCGGGAAAGACUCUACUUAUGAUUAUCAGUCCAGGGGAUUGGUCAAGGCCUCUGGAAAGUCCUCUUUUACUACCUUUGUGGACCUUGGAAUGUACCAGCCAUCAGGGGGCAGCGGAGAUAACAUUUCUGUUGGAGGUCUGGGCUCUCGUUUUGAGCAGCUGAAACUGGAGGUGAGGAAGGGCUCCAUGGUCAAUGUCAAUCCCACUAACACUCGUCCGGUCAGUGACACUCCUGAAAUCCGCAAAUACAAGAAGAGAUUUAACUCCGAGAUCCUCUGCGCUGCUCUCUGGGGUGUGAAUCUGCUGGUCGGGACAGAGAAUGGUCUGAAGCUCCUGGACAGAAGUGGUCAGGGUAAAGUUUAUCCACUGAUCAACUCACGCAGGUUUCAGCAGAUGGACGUCCUGGAGGGACUGAACCUCCUCAUCACUAUAUCAGGCAAGAAAAAUAAGGUACGCGUGUAUUAUCUGGCCUGGCUGAGGAAUAAAAUCCUUCAUAAUGACCCAGAGGUGGAGAAGAAACAGGGCUGGACCACUGUAGGGGAAAUGGAGGGCUGUGUGCACUAUAAAGUGGUGAAAUAUGAAAGGAUUAAGUUUCUGGUUAUCGCUCUGAAGAAUGCAGUGGAGGUUUAUGCUUGGGCUCCAAAACCUUACCACAAGUUCAUGGCCUUCAAGUCAUUUGGGGACCUGCCACACAGACCUGUGUUGGUUGACCUCACAGUGGAAGAGGGUCAGAGGUUAAAGGUCAUCUACGGUUCCUUGGCUGGCUUCCAUGCCAUCGAUGUUGACUCUGGAAACAACUACGACAUCUACAUUCCUGUACAUAUCCAGUCACAGAUCACUCCUCACGCCAUCGUGUUCCUACCCAACUCAGAUGGGAUGGAGAUGCUGUUGUGUUAUGAGGACGAAGGUGUUUAUGUCAACACGUACGGACGCAUCAUUAAAGAUGUGGUGCUGCAGUGGGGAGAAAUGCCCACAUCAGUAGCCCACAUUUGCUCUAAUCAGAUUAUGGGUUGGGGAGAGAAAGCCAUUGAGAUCCGUUCUGUCGAGACGGGACACCUGGAUGGAGUCUUCAUGCACAAGAGAGCCCAGAGGCUUAAGUUCCUGUGUGAAAGGAAUGACAAGGUGUUUUUCGCAUCAGUGCGUUCCGGUGGCAGCAGUCAAGUUUACUUCAUGACCCUCAACAGAAACUGCAUUAUGAACUGGUGAAAGAACACGGGAUCUGCUGUGUGCACACAUUCAAACACUGAAAAGAUAGAGUCCUCGCACACUAAAACACCCUCAAACACUCUGUAAAUACACACACUCACACUCUCUCACACACACACACACACUCUCCUGCACAAACCUACAGACACAUCUUCCUGAAGACACUCCUCCACCAUUCUCCUGUGAUCUCUGAGCCAACUGAGUCCUGCUGACCUCAGUUCAUCCAGUUCCACACGGUUAGCUUUCAGUUCACCGGGGCCAACGAUCCUGCUUUUAGGACUAGACAAAAGGCUAACUGUACAUACGUUGUACUAGAGAUACGUGUAAACUACGAGAAUCGUUUGUGACGCAGCAGAAAUGUGCGCAUGUGUUUCAAGAGACUUUAUAAGCUACUUUGAGCAGCAGAAACAACUUGAACCUUCAGUGGUGUGAGGUGGUACUGCCACAUCUGUAAUUUUACCAUUUGACCACUGUAUAGUGUAGUAGUCGUUUGUUCUUGGUUGCGUUCAGAGUUUCAGAUUCCAGUGAUUAUAAUGUUUUCUUUCAGCAAGUAGAAGUUUAGAGGAAUCUUGAGUUUUAACAUAUUCCAAGACGGCUUCUCUUCCGAACGAGGGAAGGUUUUCGCUUUCUUGAUGUAUAAACGAUAGUCUUUCACCAAACUGUUUGUCUGAUGAAGACAUCGGUGGCCGCUUACGGAGUAGAAUCCAGCGCUUUUCCACUAGUAGUUUGCUGGUGAAAACAAGCCACCCACGAUGGAGCAGCAGUCUCUGGUUUCGCUUUUCAAAGCACUUUUUUUUGUUUUCUUUGGAUGUGGGAAGUAUCAUCAUAUCUACUACAGUUUGAUAUUCUCCGUAUGUAAACGUAUUUGGUAUUACUCCUACUUUUAUUAUCUGCUGUUCUAUAGCUGUUCUAUUGCAAUACGUGCUGUGUGCUCGUUCUUGUUCAAAGUUUUACAGGGGGGUUUUCUCUUGAUUUUAGAAAGGAAGAUGCAGUUGAAGUUGAAGGUGCUUUUUGGCAGCAUAAACGUGUAGUUCGGACGUCACCGUGUAAAUUGUACAUAGCAGCCAUGAUCGUGUUUAGAUAACAUUUGUAGGCACAUGAUGAUGAUUAUUAUUAUUAUUAUUAUUAUUAUUAUUAUUAUUAUUAUUAUUAUUAUUAUUGUUUCUAGGAAUUCAAUCACUACACAACUGCGUUAAACACUAGAGAGUGAUUUCAUAACCGAGUCAUGUGUUUGUGCUGUCAAAAUUGCUUUUGGGAAUUGUAGUUGUUUUAGGCAGAUUUGUAGUUCAACAUGGAACGUGUGCAUUUGACCAGAACUUCUUCAUAUUUGGACCUCCCCCCACCAUUUUAUAGCAGCAAAACAUCAUGUUGUAGAUGAAGACUCGGUGGAUUGGAACAUAAAUGUUCUUUUGUUUAUCUAACAGUGUGUGAGAGAGUUAUAUAUGUGUGCGAGUGAGUUUAAAUGGGAAAUAUUAAGCGGUAACGUACAGUAGGAUCAGUAUAAAGCAAUAGUUUAAAGAAUUCGUGACGGGUUUGUGCCUGGUGUUAUUGUCUCCAGCUCUGCAAUACUAGACCAGAGAUUAUUCUCUAGCUUUUCACUCAUUCCCAUGCAGAUGAUCUACAUUUUUCAACAGUAUUUACCCAAAAACAGAUUCUCUAUUUAAAAAACAAGAUAGUAUAACACUUAAAGAAAUGCUGCCUUUACAAAUAAGCUUGUGCACAGUAAUCACUGAAAUAUUUGACGCACUUUUGUCCUUCCUGAAUAUUUUUCUAGCUUCUAGUCGUACAGUAGCUUGUGGCCGUACAAUCAUAAUCAGUUACCUAACAGCCCCUUUCCUCAAUACCGUCGCACAGUCUAGACGAGCGAUGACACAUUCAGUCAGUCAUCGUGAAAACACUUCAGACAAACAACAUUAUAAAUAGUCACAUUUCAGAGAGAGGUUUUUUUUUCGUUCAUCAACUGAGACCAAACUUGAACGCUACAGUGCCAUUCUAACAUAAUAGCUCUCUCUGAGACUUACUUUCGCCCCUCAUCCUAUAGAAUUUAAGCAUUUCUUGCUUAGUGAAUCAAACUGCCAUGUUUACUGAAUUAACAGUGCCUUGGAUUGGGGUUGAGUGUGUGUGCGCGUGUGUGUGUGUGUGAGAGAAGGAGCGUCGUGCAUGUGAUUAUUUCAAUAUGAAGUGAAGUUCAGGGAAGAGAAAAGUCCAGUGCGCAGCUCGAGCUCUCGUGCCAACAAAGUGCACUUAAACUGACAAGAGCCAGAGCACCAAGACAGGCUCCUCUCACUCUGUUUGAGCACAAAAGCCAUGCCAUAUAGAGUUCAUUCCUCUGGUUAAAGGCAGUGCGCUCCUCCUGCAGUGUUUAGCUACUUGUAAAACACCGUAUUAAAGUGCAAACGCCCAACAGUUACAAGAAAUAGCGCACGUUUUGGUGGCUGUAUUAUUUUGCCAAACGGAAAACCUCUGGUGUUGGGCUACUCACAUGCGUGUGAUCUCAUUUGGUGAACUGGAUUGAAUAGAGCUUAUGUUUUAUAGCAAAAUUGUGAUAUAGCAAAGAUUCAUAUUCGCUUUAUAAAUUAGAUAAAAGUUUAUAUUAGGAUUACAGUGGCCUGUCUGGAUGAAUGAAGGAAACAUAUAUGUGUAAAAUAUAUCUAAAAUCCCAGAAUUCUUCUUCUUUUUUGAGCUAAAUAGAUGUGAAUUUAUAUAAAGAGUUUAAUGAACAUAACCUGCUCUCUAGAAGCGAAGAAACGAAUGCAUUGAUUAUAUGUAAUAGCAUUUGUCUGGCUGAAGAAUCAUAAUAAUAAUAAUCGAGCACAAGCUUCUGUACAUACGAGUCGUCUCUCUCCCCUCUUUUUCUUCCAGCGAGUGUUAUAAAAGCGAGCGUGUGGGUGUGCGACUCCGCAUGUGUGAAUAGGAGAGCUAUUUUUGCUGUGCGUGCGUGUGUGUGCUGUUCAUUAUUCCCUCAGAGGAAAGAGAGAAGAGAUGGUCGAGGACCAGUAUGGUCAAACAUGCACACAUCAUCACAGAUGCAACUCCAGUCAUGUUUGCGAACGACCAAUUCAACAGUCAUUCUGUCAGCAACUGACCACAGUUCUGAUCUCUUACAAGAGACAUUUAAAGGAAGAGAUCAUCAAAAAAAUAACUUGAGUACGUUUCUUUUUUUUGUUGAACACAAAAGAAGAUAUUUUGAAGAAUGUGGACUUGCUAUUCUUACUUUUUUCUUUUGUGUUCAGCAGAAAGAAGAAACCUUAAAGGUUGAGUAAACAAUGAGUAAUUUUUGGGGUGAUCUGCCAUAUCAGGGGUCAUUUUGAGGGUGCACAUGGUGUUGACUUUAUUAUGGACGUUAUUGAAUGUAUUCUGAAGAGUUUUAGAAGGUUUAAGUGCACAUGUGAAGAUGAUAUUUUACACUUCAUCCCCCUCCGUGGCUGAUUUCAUCAUGAAAUGCCUGUUCUAUCCUCGCGUCUUUCUAAAACCAGUCAGUCUUUUAAAAGCUAGAGCAGUUUGCGUAUAGCGAUCAUGGAGGUCUGUUUGGUUUUUCCGUUUUAAGGCCUUUUACUGCUGUGUUUGAGGUAUUUAUCUACCCUACAUGCUAUUAGCAGCUAUGCUAACAAGUGGCAUUUCUCUCGUCGUUCUCUAGUAAUCCGAAGUUAAUCCCUUAGCUGAUUUUUGUAAGAUAUUUACUACUCCAAAGAAGAAGAGUUGAUGAUUUGUAGAUCUUUUGUGCUUUUGGUUCAUUCUCAUAGCGGCAGCAGCCAGGACAGGUUAAAGCUUGGGCUUUUUUUUGGAGGUCUUGAUAAAAGUUGAUCCUCUGUGAUGGGUUGAUUAUCAUUCUUUUCAUUUUACUUUAUAAACGUUUUUCUGUUUCAGAAGAAAGCGGUAGAUGUUUCAGACAUAUUUCUUAGCGUUUCUGUUUAGGAGAGGAAUGCUUCGGAUGAUUUUAAGUCUUAAAGAUUGAAUGCAUUCACAAGUCUGUAAUGUCUCGAUACAACAUUAUUUGAAAAUUAAAAAUAACUUGAUCUGUUAAA
Danio aesculapii is the source of this 9048-nucleotide messenger RNA. RefSeq names its product misshapen-like kinase 1 (gene mink1). Bases 1115 to 5023 code for a protein of 1302 amino acids. Gene Ontology annotation, molecular function: protein kinase activity; ATP binding. The transcript is spliced from 32 exons. Gene Ontology annotation, biological process: protein phosphorylation. Lineage: Eukaryota; Metazoa; Chordata; Actinopteri; Cypriniformes; Danionidae. The record is from RefSeq and is a predicted model, not a curated record.